Molecule: messenger RNA, 5284 nt
Organism: Vitis vinifera (wine grape)
Lineage: Eukaryota; Viridiplantae; Streptophyta; Magnoliopsida; Vitales; Vitaceae
Product: ABC transporter B family member 20
Exons: 11
Coding region: 429-4661 (1410 amino acids)
Biological process (GO): transmembrane transport
Cellular component (GO): membrane
Molecular function (GO): ATP hydrolysis activity; ABC-type transporter activity; ATP binding
Source: RefSeq, a predicted model, not a curated record
UUUUUUAAUCACUUUCAAACGUCGAGGACUGUACACAAUCCUCAAAACGUCGUCGUUGUCGCCGGCCACGCAACGUUAACCUUAACGUACGCGUGUGUGAGAGAGAGCGGGGUGAGUUAAGUCUUUCUCCUCUUCCGCCUUGUUUGACUGAGUCAGCGAGUCGCCCGGUCGCGAAGGCUCGUGUCGUUUCCAGAUAUUGGAACAGCGGAAACGCAGACAAAGCAAAUCUCUCUUGCUGACCUGAACGAUUUGGAUUUUGCUCCUAAUUUGGCGGCGGAUCGGACCGAAACAUGUAUAGGCGAUGGGUUUCUAGGGUCUUGGGAGUGUUGUGAGCAUGGAAUUUUGAAGUAGAAGAGAGAAAGAGGAAAAGGUUUGGGGAAUUGGAGGUGGGGGUUUGGUAGUUAGGGUUUUGGGAGUGGGAGGUGAAGAUGAUGAUAUCGAGAGGGCUGUUCGGGUGGUCUCCGCCGCACAUACAGCCGCUGACGCCGGUGUCGGAGGUGUCGGAGCCUCCGGAAUCCCCGUCGCCGUACUUGGAGCCGAACGUGGAUGCGGUGCCGGUGGAGGUGGAGGAGGAGAUUGAGGAGCCGGAGGAGAUCGAGCCGCCGCCUGCGGCCGUGCCCUUCUCGCGGCUUUUUGCGUGUGCCGAUGGACUCGACUGGGGUUUGAUGGUGAUUGGAUCCUUGGCCGCUGCGGCUCACGGUACUGCACUGGUAGUUUACUUGCAUUACUUUGCGAAGAUUGUUCAGUUGCUGGACGUUGUUCCCGAUGCACGGGACGAGUUGUUUCGUAGGUCUACGGAGCUUGCUUCUACUAUGGUUUUUAUUGCAGUGGGGGUUUUUGUUGCUGGUUGGAUUGAGGUCUCAUGUUGGAUUCUUACCGGAGAACGGCAGACAGCUGUCAUCAGAUCAAGAUAUGUUCAAGUACUGCUCAAUCAGGACAUGAGUUUUUUUGAUACAUAUGGUAACAAUGGAGACAUUGUGAGCCAAGUGCUGAGUGAUGUGCUGCUCAUUCAGUCUGCUCUUAGUGAAAAAGUUGGGAAUUAUAUUCAUAACAUGGCUACUUUUUUUAGCGGCCUCAUUAUUGGAUUUAUCAACUGUUGGGAGAUUGCCCUCAUUACAUUGGCCACUGGACCAUUUAUUGUUGCUGCUGGCGGAAUAUCAAAUAUUUUUCUGCAUAGGCUUGCUGAGAAUAUUCAAGAUGCCUAUGCUGAAGCAGCAAGUAUUGCUGAACAGGCAGUCUCUUAUAUUAGGACCCUAUACGCAUUCACAAAUGAAACAUUGGCCAAGUAUUCCUAUGCAACUUCACUACAAGCGACACUGAGAUAUGGCAUAUUGAUAAGUCUUGUGCAAGGACUUGGGCUUGGAUUUACAUAUGGGCUUGCAAUAUGUUCUUGUGCCUUACAGCUUUGGGUUGGAAGGUUCUUGGUUAUACAUGGAAGAGCUCAUGGUGGUGAAAUUAUAACUGCACUAUUCUCUGUAAUUUUAAGUGGCCUUGGGCUUAAUCAGGCAGCAACAAACUUCUAUUCAUUUGACCAAGGGCGAAUUGCUGCGUAUAGGCUUUUUGAGAUGAUAAGCCGUUCAACCUCUGUGGUUAAUCAUGAUGGGAAUACUCUACCUUCUGUACAAGGGAACAUUGAGUUUCGGAAUGUAUAUUUUAGUUACCUAUCUCGUCCAGAAAUUCCUAUCUUGAGUGGGUUUUACCUAAGUGUACCUGCUAAAAAAGCAGUGGCACUUGUUGGCAGGAAUGGCUCUGGAAAAAGCAGCAUUAUUCCGCUAAUGGAGCGGUUUUAUGAUCCCACAUUAGGAGAAGUCCUUUUGGAUGGAGAGAAUAUUAAAAACCUGAAGCUGGAAUGGCUAAGAAGCCAAAUAGGACUUGUCACCCAGGAACCUGCUUUACUAAGUUUGAGUAUUAGAGAUAAUAUUGCUUAUGGGCGACCUAGUGCUACUUCAGAUCAGAUUGAAGAAGCUGCUAAAAUAGCUCAUGCACAUACAUUUAUCAGCUCACUUGAGAAAGGAUAUGAAACACAGGUGGGAAGGGCUGGUCUAGCAUUGACUGAAGAACAGAAAAUAAAACUUUCUGUUGCUAGAGCAGUGCUUUCAAAUCCAUCUAUUCUUCUGCUUGAUGAGGUUACUGGAGGACUAGAUUUUGAAGCUGAAAGAGCUGUACAGGAGGCUUUAGAUCUCCUUAUGUUGGGACGAUCAACAAUAAUAAUAGCUAGGCGGCUUAGUCUCAUAAGGAAUGCAGAUUACAUAGCUGUGAUGGAGGAGGGUCAACUUGUUGAAAUGGGUACACAUGAUGAAUUAUUAACUUUGGAUGGCCUAUAUGCUGAGCUUCUCAAGUGUGAAGAAGCUGCAAAACUUCCAAGGAGGAUGCCAGUGAGGAAUUACAAGGAGACAGCAACUUUCCAAAUUGAAAAAGAUUCAUCAGCAAGUCAUUGUUUCCAAGAACCAUCUUCCCCCAAAAUGGUCAAAUCACCUUCUCUUCAGAGAGUUCCUGGCAUCCAUGGAUUUAGACCCUCAGAUCUUGCUUUCAACUCACAAGAAUCACCAAAAACUCGAAGCCCUCCACCUGAGCAAAUGAUGGAAAAUGGUGUGCCUUUGGACUCUACGGAUAAGGAGCCUUCAAUAAAGAGGCAGGACAGUUUUGAAAUGAGACUACCGGAGUUACCCAAGAUUGAUGUCCAGGUGGCACAUCAACAAACAUCGAAUGCUUCAGACCCUGAAUCCCCUGUUUCACCACUUUUGACAUCUGAUCCAAAAAAUGAACGUUCCCAUUCACAAACUUUUAGUCGGCCCCAUAGUCAAUUUGACGAUGUGCCAAUGAGAACAAAGGAUGCAAAGGAUGUGCGACAUCGAGAAUCACCUUCAUUUUGGAGGCUUGUAGACCUUAGCUUGGCAGAAUGGCUUUAUGCUGUCUUAGGAAGUAUUGGUGCUGCUAUCUUUGGUUCUUUUAAUCCACUUCUUGCUUAUGUUAUUGCACUGAUAGUAACAGCAUAUUAUAGAGGUGGUGAAGGUGGUGAACAUUCUCAUGAUGAUCGUCGUCACUUGAGGCAGGAAGUAGAUAAAUGGUGCUUGAUCAUUGCUUGCAUGGGUGUUGUGACAGUGGUUGCCAAUUUUUUGCAGCAUUUCUACUUCGGUAUCAUGGGAGAGAAAAUGACAGAAAGAGUUAGGAGAAUGAUGUUCUCAGCAAUGCUGCGUAAUGAAGUUGGAUGGUUUGAUGAAGAGGAUAACAGUGCUGAUACCUUGUCCAUGCGGUUGGCAAAUGAUGCUACGUUUGUGCGAGCUGCAUUUAGCAACCGACUUUCUAUAUUUAUACAGGACAGUGCAGCUGUUAUUGUGGCUGUCCUUAUAGGGAUGUUGCUGGGAUGGAGAUUGGCUCUUGUUGCUUUGGCAACCCUACCUAUUCUUACUGUUUCUGCUUUCGCCCAGAAAUUGUGGCUUGCUGGAUUCUCAAGGGGCAUACAGGAGAUGCACAGGAAAGCAUCUUUGGUUCUCGAGGAUGCAGUUAGGAAUAUUUACACUGUUGUAGCUUUCUGUGCUGGCAACAAGGUAAUGGAGCUUUACAGACGGCAACUGAGGAAAAUAUUCAAGCAGAGCUUUUUUCAUGGAAUGGCUAUCGGUUUUGCUUUUGGCUUUUCACAGUUUCUUCUUUUUGCCUGCAAUGCUCUUCUCCUCUGGUACACAGCAGUCUCUGUUAAAAACCAGUAUAUGGAUAUGCCUACAGCUCUCAAGGAGUACAUGGUAUUCUCUUUUGCGACCUUUGCCCUUGUGGAGCCUUUUGGCUUGGCUCCUUACAUACUUAAACGACGAAAAUCUCUUACUUCAGUAUUUGAAAUCAUAGACCGAGUGCCUAAUAUUGACCCUGAUGACAACUCAGCAAUGAAACCCCCCAAUGUAUUUGGUACUAUUGAGUUGAAAAAUGUUGACUUUUGUUAUCCAACACGGCCAGAAGUGCUAGUGUUGAGCAAUUUCAGUCUUAAGGUCAGUGGAGGACAAACUGUAGCUGUAGUGGGAGUUUCAGGGUCAGGAAAAAGCACUAUAAUAUCUUUAAUAGAGAGAUUUUACGAUCCGGUUGCUGGUCAGGUUUCUCUAGAUGGACGAGAUUUGAAAUCGUAUAACUUGCGGUGGUUGAGGAACCACCUGGGUCUUGUUCAACAGGAACCUAUCAUUUUCUCAACAACCAUUAGGGAAAAUAUCAUAUAUGCAAGGCACAAUGCAAGUGAAGCUGAGAUGAAAGAGGCAGCAAGGAUAGCAAAUGCUCACCACUUCAUCAGCAGCUUGCCUCAUGGUUAUGACACACAUGUGGGGAUGAGGGGUGUAGAUCUAACCCCAGGACAAAAACAGAGAAUUGCAAUUGCUCGGGUGGUGUUGAAGAAUGCACCUAUCUUGCUGUUGGAUGAAGCAAGCUCUUCCAUUGAGUCUGAGUCAAGCCGAGUGGUGCAGGAGGCUCUUGAUACAUUGAUCAUGGGGAACAAAACAACUAUUCUGAUAGCCCACAGAGCUGCAAUGAUGAGGCAUGUUGACAACAUUGUAGUUCUUAAUGGAGGGCGGAUCAUGGAGGAAGGGUCCCACGAUUCUUUGGUGGCAAAGAAUGGUUUGUAUGUUCGUUUGAUGCAACCCCACUUUGGGAAGGGUUUGCGUCAGCAUCAUCGACUUGUUUAGAUGGGUGUUUGCGAUGGAGUGUAAUUUAGGCUUUGGUUUAUCAAUAUCAGUCUCAUUUUUUUCCCUGAACUGCUGGAGAAGUUGGCAACAUUCCAGAAUUUUUCUAGAGAAUCGGUUGGUGGAGUAUUCCAGCAAUGGCAAGAAUGAAUGAAAAUGGUGAGGCUUGUAACAAUGUUUAUAGAGCUGGCUGGGGAGCUGGCUGGUGGCAGUUACAUUGUUCAAAAGUAGGAUUGAGAAGCAGAGUUUUGAAGUUUGGUUAGCAUUGGAAACAUGGUAUCAGGCUAGAUACAUAUUCUUUUGGAGGGAAGCAUCUCCAGUUCUGAUUGUGUUCGCCUCCAUGGUAUAUUGAUUUGUUAAUUAAUCAGAAAGUGGGAUUUGAGAUAAUUGUAGCUUUUCUUUCAGGUGUUUUUUGUUUCCUUCUUUGUGUUUUGUUUUGUUGUGCUGUUGGUGGGUCUCUCUCCUUCACAGGUUUGGGUGGUGAAUUUGUUUCUUGCUGUAAAUCUCUUUUCUUUUUACCCUCAUUUGUGAGAAUAGUAGGAAGUUACGAACAAGAAAACUAGUCAAGGCAAUUUGUUUUAACCUUACUGUGUAAAUAAAUAGAUGGAUAAUUUCUGAGCCUUUCA